AUGGCAAUACUUACAACAAGACAAUAUUUUUGUGCCAAACGAAGUCGCCAUGGAUCUGUAAAGGACGGGUGGAAUAUCUGUAUGGAUGGAUGUUAUAAACCAGACAACAAGACAGUUAUAUAUGUACUGAGCAUAGUGAAUGAUUACGAGAAUUUGCAAAGUAUAGAUCUGCAUUAUAAGAUUAAUGUUAUCAGACACAAACCAAGAAUGAAUGGAACAGAUAUAUAUGUAUAUCAAAAGAAUAAAAGUAACCUUGGAGGUCAGUCUAUUAAACUUGGAACAUGGAGCGAUGCAGUGAAACACGGAUUGAAUAACCAGAACAUACUCGUUAUUGAUGUUGAAUCACUCACUGAAAGUGUUGUUGAUCACGUUAUGAUGAGUGGAGUACUAAAUGUAAUACACCAGUUCUCUAUCCGGAUCAGUUACGGAGAUCCAGUAUCCGGAAUUGACUAUUUGACAGCACUCCAACAAUUGAGAAUGAUAUUUGAAGCAGGUUUUAGAAUAUACUGGUCGAGACCGGAAUGGUCGUGUAUUAUUGCGAAUAACAAGGAAAGAACAAGUUGUGUUUAUCUAUAUAUGGUAUGUUGA
Molecule: messenger RNA, 588 nt
Organism: Mytilus trossulus (common blue mussel)
Lineage: Eukaryota; Metazoa; Mollusca; Bivalvia; Mytilida; Mytilidae
Exons: 5
Coding region: 1-588 (195 amino acids)
Source: RefSeq, a predicted model, not a curated record